GCGUGUUUCUUGUACUAUCAGGUUUCUAUGCUCCAAAGCUUGGAGUCGAGGGGAAGAUUGUCGGGGGGAUCGGAAUUGUAGUGGAGGUGGACAAGGCUUUGUGGCGGGGUUGGAGCAUUGACAGCAAGCAUGGUGGGCUUCGGAGCCCCGCGGCGCACCGGUCGCUUACCGCCCUUUGUGCUGGUUGCGCUCUUAGCUGUUAUCGGUCUUUUGGCCUUUAAUUACUGGAGUGUAUCUGCUCGCCAGGCCGCCCUCCAUGACGAGCUGCUGGGGCUGCAGGCUCAAGUCCAGCGCACUGAGGUGGCACGGAGCCGGCUGGAGAAGCGCAACUCCGAGUUAAUAUUGCAGGCGGACACUCACCGGAGGCAGAUGGAACAGAAGCAAGGGGAGUACCAAGGCCUUGGGGAGCGGCUACAGGCCCGGGAUAUCCAGGCUCAGCGCUGUGAGCUGGAGAAGACUAAACUGCAGAAUAAUGUGUCCCUUCAGAUGGCAGACAUCAGUCGCUUAAAGGAGCAGCUUGCUGAACUGCGCCAUGAGUUUCUGAGACAGGAAGAUCAGUUGCAUGAGUACAAGAAUAACAACACUUUGCUUCAGAAGUCCUUGCAGGAAGAAAGUCAGCAGUGCGCACAACAACUAGCAGAACGUAAGCGUGAAUAUGAGGAAAACCUUACCAAACUAAAGGAGGAACUGGGGAAGGAGCCCAAAAAAGAGGAGGAAGAAGGAGGUGCUGUUGAGAAAAAGAUUCCCCCAUUAGCCAGUGAGGUGAAAUUAAAGGUAGAGGAUCCUUCAAGUAACCGCCUGCCUUAUGCACAAGAUGGUGUCAAACCUGACAGUGAUGCUGGAAUGCCAGAAAUAGAGGACAAUCGGCCAGCUAAAGAAGGUUUAACAAUCAAGGAUAUAUCUGUCUGAAAGAGCAUCAAGUAAAGAUCAGUGAAGUCGCUGAGGUACUGAUGCAAGCCCUUUCUGUGUUGAAUGGACUGAUGCCGAUGGAUAAGGACCUGCACAAAUGCCAUCAAAGAAUUCUUUUGGGUGAAUAAAUAGAAGUUUUAACUGGGCCCUUUUUCAUUGGGUUGUAAAGAGGGGACAAUUUUAAGGAAUAUGCUCAUGACUCCGCUUCCAUUAAGAUUCUUUUUGGGUUCCAGGCUCGGCUGACCAGAUAAUGAAUUCUGCACACUGGUGCCUAAACUGUACAGAAAACCAGGCUUAACGAAGGAGAAAUGGUCUCCUGCGUCCGUUACACUGAAAUCUCUAGCUGUGCUUACCUUCAUUCUGACAGUGAUGCUUUACCCAUUUACGGUUAUUGCCAUGUUAUUUAUAAAAGUUUUCAGAUAUAGAAUCUACAGUAUUUAAGAUCAUAUUUAGGACUUAACUAAUUGGGUGGGGAAACAAGGGUAGGUGUUAUAAGACCAUAUCUUCCUCCGCAAGCAGCACAGCCAAGUUACCAGUGUCACUUAAUCUAUUUGUAUAUUACUUGUAUUUUGUAUGUAAUUGUGUAAAUAGAAUGACAAGGUGUGAUUAGUAUGUGAUUUGCACUCCCUUUGUCUUAAAGGGCCAGUUUAGUCUAUUUGAAAUGACAGAAGGUUUGUGUUAGCGUAUGUAUAUAUAGAAAUCUCUAUGAAGAAGCUUUGGGCUAGGCCAAGAUUGGCACUAGUAGUUGCACACCCUCUGAUGUGUGAACGUGCCAGGAAUUUUUUUUUUUGAAUAGGACCUAAUGCUCCAUCCGAGAGUGCGGUUUCUGUAUGCUAGUCAUAGCACAUCCACCUACCCGCAAUUUCUAUUUUCCAUGUGAGAAAAUGCCGAAGAUAUGUCGGAAUUUAAAAUUGGAAACCUGAUUGAGAUCGCCGUUUGGCAGGCCCAAAGUAAAAUUGUUUCUUCUGUUUGCUACGUGUUCUAGUCACAGAGCCCUUUAUGAAGUGUUACCACCAGCUUCUAUGCAGUUAGCAGGGUUCUCUGGUUCAUUACCUGGAUAUUCCAUACAGUUUCCUAUGAAGUCAGAGCCUUUCAUUUUAAUAAGAAUGUAACACUUAAGUACUUUACACCCCCCGUAGAUUCUUGAACUGUUCUGGUGUAUAAAUAAUGGUGUUGCCUCCUUUUUCUACUGACCGGAUCUCUCUCGCCAAUGUUGUAUUCCUUUCUUGCACCCAGCCAGUGCUGUGGCCCAUUUAUAUGAGGCACUACAAAUAAAGGUGAUAGAAAGGG
This is a messenger RNA of Xenopus tropicalis (tropical clawed frog), 2199 nucleotides long. The record is from RefSeq. NCBI's taxonomy places the organism in Eukaryota, Metazoa, Chordata, Amphibia, Anura, Pipidae.